CUCUCUGAGUCAAGUUCCGUGCAAGACCUAGUGCAAGAAAAAGAGAAACUUGGUGAAACGCUACUGCGAAUAACCGGAGAGCUCGCUGAGAAAGAGGCAAUCCUCUUAGAGAAGACAAAUGACAUGGCAGAAAAGGAGGCUGCUAAUGUUAUGGGGAAUGACAGAGACAGCCUGUAACUGUGUAAGUGUAAAAAUAGUCAACCGUGCUCCGUUUUUCAGUUGAUACCCAAACCACCAUCGUUGUCCACCCACUAACAACGACCUACUUACAAUCUUCUAGUCUUCUGAUCAUCAUUAUUCCCAACCUCGUCUGGAAGACACAAAUACUUUGGACAGAAAGCCAAACCGUCCAAACAUGGAGUGAGUUUUCAAACCUUGCUUCUAUUAUACUACAACUAGUAUAGCCCCUGCUGCCUCCCACCCGCACCUAGGCCACCACCCACACUUAGUUACUCCCGCUCUAAUACCACCGCCCUAGCCCAAGCACAUGCAGAGCUCGAGACAACUAAUGCGACUCUACAGACAACAAAUGCGACCCUCCAAUCGAGAACUGUAACGCUAGAAAGCGAUCUCGCACACGCACGAAACCAAUUGGCGCAGAAAGAAGAGGUAUAUUAGCGAACAUAUUUCUUGAACAAUUUGACUUCUUAUCUUGACUGUGCUGACCACGAGUCUCGUUAUGAAAUAAGGGGUUGUUCUUGUUUUGCUUUUGGUUGCUCCAUACUUUAUUAGUAGAAGAUUGAUCCCGCGGGUGUUGCGCCUCCGAUGUAGAAUAUGAGUGGUGCAGAGAGACCCCAGUAGCGUCCCCGCUGGUCGGGGGACACCCAUUAACUGGCCCAGGGUAUUCUCACAUGGGCUACCCGGUCGGCGCCUCCUGACCCUUCUGGGGGUCAUCUCGACGGCCAUCGUUACUCUCGAUGCUGUGCUUUUGCGGGACAUCACGAACUCGUGCUACACAGGCUCAAGUUCUCAUGAGCAGACGAGCCGGAGUCACCUCAACACGAAUUCCCACACGAGGUCGCGGCCGCGCCACUCCUUGCUUCCGAGAACUGUAAAUGGCACUGCGUGAAUAAGAAUAGAUGACUGUAAAAUGAAAAACGGGGGUAGUAAAUACGAAAAUGGAAAAAAUAGACACAUAUUGAGAAGAAGAUCAACAAACCAUCUAUGGAUGCUCUCUCUCUCUCUCUACUUAGGAAUUCCGAAACCUCGAACAACGCUUGGCGACACAAACGGAGGAAAUUGAGCAACUCCAGCAAAAGCCACAAGUGGAAGCCAUGUUGCCUGGUACAUCAAAAAAGAUAGUGGCUGCAGCUGAAGAUGUUGUUCUGAAUAAACCUAGUAAAACAUCAGAUGACGAGGAUGGUUGGGAUUUUGAUGAUGAAGCUGAUGAUGAUGCUGGCGCGGUGCUUCCAUCUACUGCAAUGAAUAAUGUUCCUCCAUCACAACUAACACUGCCUGCGGAACUUAAAGGGACAUCUUGUUCGGAACAAGCAGUAGAUAAAUUAAGGGUACAAGAAAUCCAUCUUCACUGUCAUCUUGUUCCCGAAUUCAAAGGGAAAAGGAGACCCAAGAUGCUGCUGAGGAUAGAUUUCCAUUAGUUCUAAAUAAAUCCGAUAAGAAUAAAGAAAAGAGUCCAGCGGGGUGGUCUCAAGUAGG
Molecule: messenger RNA, 1656 nt
Organism: Amoebophrya sp. A25
Lineage: Eukaryota; Dinophyceae; Syndiniales; Amoebophryaceae
Source: the annotation of a GenBank genome assembly